CAACCACCGCGUCGCUUGUUAAAAAGCUUGCAAAAAUGCCGGAUUCCGUAGAGGACUGUGAUAAUAUUAAUAAUUUAGAUAUUGUAAAACUCGAAACGCGUCGGCGAGACUCGUUUUUGAUAAAAAUAUUUAUUCUUGUGACUUGUUUUAAAGUGUUGCUGAUACCGACAUAUCAUUCUACAGAUUUUGAGGUUCACAGAAAUUGGCUCGCAAUCACACAUAGUUUACCCAUUCACGAGUGGUACACUAGCGAUAAAUCCCAAUGGACAUUAGAUUAUCCACCAUUUUUCGCUUGGUUCGAAUAUGCUCUUAGCAAAAUUGCAGUCUAUGUCGAUCCAAAAAUGUUGGAUGUCAAUAAUUUGAAUUAUGCAUCGAGUAAUACAAAACUUUUCCAAAGAGCAACUGUUAUCAUAGCAGAUUUAGUUUAUGCCUUUGGUAUCAGAGAGGUAGGACAGAUAUAUUGUGUUAAGUUUGAAUCUUUCCAAAAAUUGGUUGUUUUAUCUUUGUGCAAUAUUGGAUUACUUGUAGUUGAUCAUGUACACUUUCAAUACAAUGGAUUUCUUUUGGGCAUAUUACUUAUAGCAUUAGCUAAAGUAUCAAGAAUCACUAGAAAGGCUCAAGUAAUUCAAGGGGCCAUGUGGUUUGCUAUACUUUUAAAUUUUAAACACCUUUAUUUAUAUGUUGCACCAGCCUUUGGAGUUUGGCUUCUCAGGAAUUAUUGUUUCAAAGAUAGUAGAUUUAUACCUAGAUUGAUGACAUUAAGUGCAGUAGCCAUUUUUGUACUUUCUUUAUCUUUUGGACCAUUUGUAAAACAAAUUCCACAAGUUUUAGCAAGACUUUUCCCAUUUAAAAGAGGACUUGUCCAUUCUUAUUGGGCUUCUAAUGCUUGGGCUUUGUAUGUGGGAGCUGACAAAGUAUUAUCUGUGAUAUUUAAAAGAUUAGGAUGGUUAAAUCAUGUAAAGACUGCUUCUAUGACUGGAGGUUUAGUACAAGAAGAAACAUUUGCUGUUCUACCUACUCCCAGUCCCCUAGUCACAUUUAUCAUAACAUUCCUAUCGAUGGUGCCUGCCCUUUGGAUGUUAGCUUUCAAUAAGCGAUUUUUCGGAGAUCCAAGAAAAUUUUUGAAGUGUAUCGUUAUAUGUGCUCUGUCUUCCUUCAUGUUUGGAUGGCAUGUCCACGAAAAAGCUAUUCUCACAGCUAUUGUGCCUCUAUGCAUUUCAGCUAUGUUUGAUGUAUUCGAUGCAAGGAUAUUUGUUAUCCUAAGUUGUGUAGGAUACAUUGCACUGUUUCCAUUGCUUUAUCCACAAGAAUUUACGCCUUUCAAGUUGAUUUUAUGGUUCAUUCAUUUAGUAAUGGUCCGGUUACUUUUUAAAGCUCCAAAUAAUUCAGUGCCACCUACAAAAUUGGAAAAACUUUACAUUCGUAUUUUGCCAUUGAUUACAUGUUACGAGACAUUUUUACAUAAAACUUUAUUCAAAGAUAAGUUGCCAUUUUUACCAUUAGCCAUUACCUCUAUUUAUUGUGCUCUUGGUAUCACUUAUUCAUAUGCUCUUUUAUAUUAUAAUUAUUUGUAUUUUGCAUAA
Trichogramma pretiosum is the source of this 1583-nucleotide messenger RNA. RefSeq names its product probable dolichyl pyrophosphate Glc1Man9GlcNAc2 alpha-1,3-glucosyltransferase (gene xit). Bases 36 to 1583 code for a protein of 515 amino acids. The transcript is spliced from 8 exons. Lineage: Eukaryota; Metazoa; Arthropoda; Insecta; Hymenoptera; Trichogrammatidae. Gene Ontology annotation, molecular function: dolichyl pyrophosphate Glc1Man9GlcNAc2 alpha-1,3-glucosyltransferase activity. Gene Ontology annotation, cellular component: endoplasmic reticulum membrane. Gene Ontology annotation, biological process: protein N-linked glycosylation. The record is from RefSeq and is a predicted model, not a curated record.